Messenger RNA from Betta splendens (Siamese fighting fish), 4692 nucleotides. RefSeq names its product cysteine-serine-rich nuclear protein 2 (gene csrnp2). The coding region runs from base 932 to 2593 and encodes 553 amino acids. Gene Ontology annotation, molecular function: DNA-binding transcription factor activity, RNA polymerase II-specific; sequence-specific DNA binding. The record is from RefSeq and is a predicted model, not a curated record. The transcript has 5 exons. Gene Ontology annotation, cellular component: nucleus. Gene Ontology annotation, biological process: regulation of transcription by RNA polymerase II. NCBI's taxonomy places the organism in Eukaryota, Metazoa, Chordata, Actinopteri, Anabantiformes, Osphronemidae.
UCGAAUAGUGUGAGUCAAACUGAGCCAAGAUGCAGGUUGAUGAUAAAUGAUGUCCGUGUCACAUUUUUCCAUGUUUCUGUCUGUUCAAUAUGAACAAAGAAGCCAAAAGAAAAAAAAGGAAAAAAAUCCCCUUCAUUUCCCAGCAUGCUCCGGUGCGCGACAUGCAUGUGAUGUCACAAUAAGUGCAUAUAUACACGGCUACAGGGAAGAAUUUCUUCCUCCAUUGUUACAUUGUAACAAACGGGGCCGGGGCGAAGCGGGGGAGAAAAGCGUCUUCUCGUCGGAAAACCCUGCAGCACUUUGAUACCGGCACAAAAACCGCGUUGGCACGAGAAGACAGCGAAGUAAACCCGGUGGAGCGAACCCGCCCCGGCGAGAAGAAGGAUAAACGAACACAGAUGUCAGCGGAUUUCUCCCUUCCAGCCAAUUCAACGCUGAUAUCAGCACGAUAAGACAGUUGGACGUGCACGUUAUUCGGGUUGUGAGAGAGAAAAAAAAUCGCUGCCAAUGAUACAACGUCCAUUUUUUCUGCUGCUGUACUUUAAAUAGACAGGCAUGCGACAUUUAAAGAAAAGCGGCAGAUCUAACGCACAGACCCAGAUCCUGCUGUCUUGGUGAUCCGGCGUGCAGAACAAUGAGCAUGAAGCCUAGGUAGCCUCAUCUGGUCACAUAUAAAGUGCUGCAGAUUGACAAUCACUCAAGCUUUCAGCCAGGGCAGGUCCUCGCUAGCGGAGCUCCACGGCUGCAGUCUGGAUACUCGUUUUGCAGGGAGAUCGGUUCUGGCACACACACACACACACACACACACACACAACGGCAUCUCCUGAGGCGGUGGAAGAUUGAUGUUCAGCGCUCAUUGAGAAGAUCAACGAGCCACGAGUUGGUUGGUUGGAAACAGGCUGCCUGCUUCUGCUCCAGACACCGAGUUUCCAUGGAGGCAGGUUCGUCCCUCAGCCUCAAAAGACGAUAUGAAGAGGUGGACAACAACUCUCCAUUCUCUACACCCAAAGACUCUGACGAUGACAUCUCCAGCAGCGACAGCGCCGACAGCUGCGAUAGCCUCAAUCCCCCUUCCAGCACUGCAUUCACCCCCACCUCCAUCCUCAGACACCACAAGCCGUCGCCGGGCGGCAAGCGGGUCCGCUUCGACGUGGUGACGGUGUAUUACUUCCCCCGGCGGCAGGGCUUCACCAGCGUGCCCAGCCAGGGGGGGAGCUCCCUGGGCAUGGCCCGCCACCACUCCUCCAUCAGGCACUACACGCUGGGCGAGUUCGCGCGGGAACAGGAGAGCAGCCACCGGCACACCCUGCGCCAGCACCUGCGCCAGGAGAAGCUCAACGCCCGCAAGAUGAAGCUGACCCGGAACGGCACCGUGGAGUGCGCCCAGGCCGACCUCCUGACCCUGGACGACGUCUCGGACGAGGACCUGGACGUGGACGGCGUGGAGGUGGACGACUGCUUCUUCCUGCAGCCGCUGCCCACCAAGCGCCGCCGGGCCCUGCUGCGGGCGUCCGGCAUCGCCCGCAUCGACGCGCGCGAGAAGGCCGAGCUCCGCGCCAUCCGCCUGUCGCGGGAGGAGUGCGGCUGCGACUGCCGCCUGUACUGCGACCCGCGCCACUGCGGCUGCAGCCAGGCCGGCAUCAAGUGCCAGGUGGAUCGGAUGUCCUUCCCGUGUGGCUGCUCCCGGGACGGAUGUGGCAACGCGGCGGGCCGCAUCGAAUUCAACCCCGUACGCGUGAGAACCCACUACCUGCACACCAUCAUGAAGCUGGACCUGGAGAAGCGGAGGAUGCUGAUACAAGGCACCGGGAGCCAGUUUGCCGAAUCGGACCCGGUCUCGUCCCCCUCCUCCACCUGCCCCACCUCCCCGGACGUGUCGUCCGUCACGCUGGACUCGGAGCCGGACGAGAGCGAGGCGCAGGCGGCGGUGCGGGUCCAGCACCUGCUGGCGGAGCGGGACGUCCUCGAGCGCGAGAACGAGACGGCCGUGCUGCACCUCCAGAGCGCGGAGGAACAGGAGAGGAGGGAGCGGGAGGAGGCCGAGGGGGAGGCGGUGCGGCGGGAGCCGGGCGGCGGUGGGCUCCCGGAGCAGCCUCUCUGCCUGCUGCCCGGCGCUCUGGGAGGAGAGCUGGCCGAGCAGGCCGAGGCGCCGGGGGUGGAGCAGGUCCUCCUGCAGGGCCCCUUCCCCACCGGGGCCACUGUGUUGUGCAUCACCAAUAACCAGGAAGACAGUCCCGCAAAUGUCCUCAAAGACUCCGCUCCUCUGCUCUACUAUCAGCUCAGUCCCAUCGAAUCCGGGGCCUUCGAGACCGAGCCCAAAGCGGAGGAGGUUGAACGGGGCGAGCGCACGGGAGGAGGCCCGUGUGCGGAGAAGACAGGAGGAGGAGGGGGAGGAGGGGGGGAGAGGGCUGAGCCUGAACCCGUUGCCCGCGUGCAGAGCGCGGGCAGCUCGCUGACCGACGCCAACCUGUGCUCAGAGGAACGUGCGGCGGCGGCGGGUUCCUCCAAUCAUCAGCAGAGCCCCUCGGAGGAGCAGCGCCAGGGGGCCUCCGGCAUGGAGGAGGGAGGGGCUCCACUGCCGGCCCACGUCUAGUUCCAGCAUCUCUGCAGAUAUUUUGCACAACUGCUUAGUCUAAGAUGAAUUAAUUACACGUUUCACAUUUAUUACUCCUGUCAUCAAGGAUGAUGGAUGGUUGCAAUGUCUUGGUCCAUUGGCGACUGUCGCUGAAUCGCGUGGACGAUGAGCUCAAGUAUUAUAAUAGAGGGGAGAUGCUGAAAGCGCCGAGUGAAACCUCCCCUGAAAUAACAUGGACGCAGUCACAGCGCUGUUCGGGGUUCAUGGACGCGGCCUUAAUGGGGGGACAGUGAAAACACUCGCGCUUAUUAGCCCUCGGUCGAUAAGUAGUACAGCAGGUAGUGCUUCGUUCAUUUCCAGCGCAGAAAACAGAAAAAAACAACAGAAAUGUGUAAAUCCUGACACAAGCCUUUCAUUGGGUGACUUCAACACUAAACGCGUUGUUUCACGGUGAGAAGCUGCCGCAUUUAGCUGCGCGCCGGCGUCUUUUCCAUUCCAGUCGAGCCCAAAAACAGGCCUCCGACCGCUCCCUCCACUGACCGUAGACUCACUAUUAAUCCUGGAAAUACUUGUUUUCGUGUACUGUAUAUGCAUCUGCGAUGUGCGGGACGGAGCCCCGGUUGCUGCUUUUUCCCACAUUGUGCACAUUGUGAGCGGAGCGGCUCCGCUGCACCGGGACAUGAAGGUGAACCCACACAGCAGACGCUGCUGCCGCUGCCGCUUCUGCUGGUGAAAAAAGAAAUAGAUGUAGUUGCGAUGCCUAUGAUAUUAUUUCAUGGAAUAACGUCUUUUGUGCAUUAGAUGCUGUUGGUUUUAACGUCCGUGCGAUCUUAGUUGUUUGGUUUCUGUUCCUUUGAGUGAGAGGUAAUGUUGUUACUUUCCUACUGUUACGCUCUAAUGCCAUGUAGUCGGUCUCGUCGAGUCAUGAUGAAAUUCCAGAUGAGCUCUUUCUGGUCCGUGAGUCGUUCUGCGAGAAAGAGUUGAUUCUGGAUCAAAUCCGCAAAUUCAAUUUCAUAUGAAGAGAAUAAGAGAAUAGCAUUAAAGAGUCAAAGUAAAAAAAAAAAAAGAAAACACAGCAUGAGCUGUUGAAAGUAGUUAUAUGAGAUUAUGUGAUGUUACUAAACAGACUGACAAUAACCAGAAUUUAUAUGUGUGUGUGUGUGUGUGUGUGUGUGUGUGUGUGUGUGUGUGUGUGUGUGUGUGUGUGUGUGUGUGUGUGCGCGUGUGCGUGCGCGCGAGUAAGACGCAUGUUAGUGACGGCUCGUAUUUUAUUCUUGGAACGUGCUGGCGUCUUGGAUUUCCGAUUCCCGAUUCGACCUCCGCGCCGUCGGGAGAAUGUGAUUUCACCGGGCGCGUCUCUCAGACGUGAGGGCGUCGUGGAACCGCGACCGGGGAACGCGGUCGCUGCUGCGGCUGCGCGUGCCGUCGCGCGCGUAAACGCCACCGCGCGACAUUUCCGACGUUUAUAUUUGAAGCUGUGUCUAAUUACCACUGAUGUGUGCGCGCGCGGCGGCUCUCGCGCACAACCCGCCCGUCAGCGCCUCCUGUUCCCUCAAAUGACAGCGUUCGCUGACCGCCCGCCCGACACACGAUGCGUUGUUGUGUUUGAGACGUCUGAUGUGUGUGUUUUUAUUGUUUAUUGUAUUUUUGCCUUGUUUACGUCUUAAUAUAAAACUGCUUAAGAGUUGCACCAAGGCAGUGGUUUCAAACCUAAUUAAACAACGCCGUCAUCCAUCACGUUCAAACAAAGCAGUCUCAGUAGUUAUUGUGAGGCUGUUGACGUGUUGUGGCCGUUUGUGUCCGCGUGACUUUGCCUUGACAUAGGAACACGUUUAAAGCGAUGAUGAUCACAAGCUGCCCGUUGUUGAGCUUUUUGUCGUUCGGCUUUUAUUAUGAGUAACAUAAUUUAGGUUUGGGACCACUGUAUCAAUCGAACUCCACUACACUAUGUAAUUGUGUGUUGCUCUGUGUGAAAGGGGUGUGACUGUCGAAGAGGAUGCGUUUAGACUUCAUCUAAAAGCUGUGAGAACUACUCUCAUGCUCUCAACUGUUGCCUAAAGUGGACACAAAAGGUUUUAUACAAAAAUAAAAUAAAAUACUCACUUUAAAAACAACAA